AUGGCGGAAGCUGCAGAAGCUGCUCGUGCGGAGGGCACCGGCUCGGAGGAGGCCGCCUGCGACGGCCAGAAGGAUGGGCGUCAAAUGGCAAAUGUGCCUCAGAUGUCUGUCAGGGCAAAACACGCCGACUUCAAGGGAUCUGAGCUGGCAGUGACUGACCAAGAAGGGGGCCUUGGGGUGCCUGCCUGGGGUGCAGUUGCCCCGAAAAGGGCAAAUUCUAUCAGGCACAGUAAAGGAACUGAAAGUGAAACAGCCAAUACUUACACGAAUGUGUGUCCGAACAACUGUGCACAUGGGCUAUAUGUACUGGGCCUCAUUUGUCAUGCACCCUCUUGUUUUUCUGGCCCCGGCUUCCAUCUUGACUGGACCUCUGUGGCGAAUUACAAAGGGUGGACGCAAGCUCACCCAUCUUGUGUUUGUUCCUCUUGUUCUUUCUCUUCAACCUCUCAAGGUGAUGGACAGAACUUGGUGACAGAAGACGUGACCGUCGUAGAGGGAGAAGUUGCCACCAUCAGUUGCAGAGUCAAAAACAGUGACGACUCCGUGAUUCAACUCUUAAAUCCCAACAGACAGACAAUUUAUUUCAGAGACUUCAGGCCUUUGAAGGACAGCAGGUUUCAGUUAGUGAAUUUCUCUAGCAGUGAGCUCAGAGUGUCCCUCACAAACGUCUCCAUUUCGGAUGAAGGAAGAUACUUCUGCCAGCUCUACACGGAUCCCCCGCAGGAGUAUUUCAUGACCAUCACCGUGCUCGUCCCGCCUCGCAACUUGAGGAUCGAGUCGCAGAAGGACACGGCAGUGGAAGGAGAAGAGAUCGAGCUGAACUGCACGGCCAUGGCCAGCAGACCCGCCACGACGAUCAGAUGGUUCAAAGGCAGCAAGGAGCUACCCGGCAAAAUAGAAACGGAGCAGUGGUCGGACAUGUACACAGUGACCAGCCAGCUUUCGCUGAAGGUCAAGCGGGAGGAUGACGGAGUGCCUGUCGUCUGUCAGGUGGACCAUCCUGCCGUCAAGGACCUGCAGACCAAGUACUACCUAGACGUAAUGUAUAAGCCCGAGGUUCAGGUGCUGCAGAAUUCGCCAGGGCAGCCGCUGACACGAGAGGGCGACCUCCUGGAGCUGCUGUGCCACGUGAAGGGGAAGCCAGAGCCUCGAGACGUGACGUGGCUGAAAGUGGACGACGAGAUGCCCCACCACGUCGUCGUGUCAGGCUCGAACCUGCACAUCGACAGCCUGAACAAGAGCGACAACGGCACGUACCGCUGCAAGGCCUCCAACGACGUGGGGACGUCCUUUUCCGAUUACACGCUUUAUGUAUACGAUCCCCCCACAACUCUCCCUCCACCCACAACAACCACCACCACCACCACCACCAUCCCUUCCACCAUCUCCACGGCAGACACAACGGCGACGACAGAACCGGCAGUUCACGGCUUUACUCAGUUGCCAAAUUCCGCGGAAGAGCUGGACUAUGGGGACCUAUCAGAUUCUCGAGCGGGCGAGGAAAGCGUCAUCACCGCGGUGGACCACGCCGUGAUUGGUGGGGUGGUGGCCGUCGUGGUCUUUGCGAUGCUCUGUCUCCUUAUCAUUCUGGGACGAUACUUUGCAAGACACAAAGGCACAUACUUCACUCACGAAGCCAAAGGAGCCGACGAUGCGGCUGACGCAGACACCGCUAUCAUCAACGCAGAGGGAGGACAGAACAACUCCGAAGAGAAGAAAGAAUACUUCAUCUAGAUCGCUCUUGGUUCCCAUGAGGUGUCCAACCGCGGAUGGUUACUCGCCCUGCGUAGAAGAAAAAGACGGUGAUGCCGGAAGUCGCUACCAGCUUAUGGCGUUCUUAAUUUGUCCCUUUCUGGCUCGUUCUUUCUUUCCUUCUUCUUUCUUUCCUUCUUUCUUCCCUUCUUUCUUUUUUCUUCCAGUGCUAUUUACUUUCCUUCUUGUUUCAAAUGAACAGUUGACGAAGCGUGUGGGAGAGUCAAGGAGUCCCUUUUGUGACAGCGUUCUUUGUCAAGGACACUCUGCUGUUCGACACCUCAGUUUCUUUGGGUUUAUAAUUCUCUGGCCAAGUCCAACUUGGAUUUAGUUUAGUUCCAUCAUUUGCAGAAAAUUCUGUGCCUUGUUUUCUUUCUUGUUUCAUUGGAGGGCGGGAUGGAGGGAGGGCGGGAUGGAGAGUAUAUGGUUUGGUUUUGUUUUGUUUUACUCUUUUUUCCUAGCCUCUCUUGGAAUUGCCUGCUGGGAUCCCUUGAAAAUAGAUUUCUUUUUCUUUUAAGCAUUUUAUUUUUAUUUUCUGAAAACUCCCGGGUUGUUUUUUGUUGUUGUUGUUUGAAACUGUGUCAUCAGAGGAGAACCAGCACACCUUAGACUUCAUUGUUUGAAAUUCAGUGUAUUCAUAAUCCAUUCUACUCCCUUGUCAUGAAAGCUUGGAAGAACAAACUUUUUAGGGGAAUGGUUUGCAGCUGCCCUGGUUUCCAAAGCAGUGAAGACUAGCAAGGAGGCUGAAAUGUUGAAAACAUGCCCUGCUUCUCGCUGAGACGCAGAAGCAUGGUGAGGUAUCUGUGAACAAGACAGAUAGCCCAGUCUGCUGUGACGUUGUGUCUUAGAGACUCCUCCGCGCAGGACACCCUCGUACCUCUCUGGGCAAUAGUUGGGCAGGGAAGGCCUCGGCCUGGCUCUCUCCCCAAAUGGCCCUUGUCCUCUUGGGCAAGUGGCAAAUUCGGGUUGUCACAGGAGGGAAGGCAGGGCGGGAGGAAAGAGGAAGGUCUGCUCUGAUCAUUUCUGUUCCAAGUGAUCCCAUCAGCUGCUCCCAAUUGGCUUCACAUCGCUGUAGUUUGCUGGAAACUGAAAAAUCUUUGUGAUGUGGAAGGAAUGUGAAUCGGCUGACAUGGUCCCCCCACCCACUUCUUAAUAUUAUUAUUUCUGUCUUGGUCGGUCCCCUUCUUCUCUCUGGUACUUUGUUGAGGAGGGCACCAAGAGCAGCACUGUGAUAGCAGCGCACGCGAGCUGCGCCGCGCAGGCACUCGUCCUGCUGAGCUCUCCCGCCAGAGACGGCGUGAAACGUUUCAUUCGUUCGGAUUUGACUUGACGAAAGGCAGGAGGGGACAGAAGAGAAGCGGGCCUCGUUUCCAUGCUGGACUGCUCCGCAUCUCUGUUCUGGGAAGGUCAGAGCAGAGGUGGAAGACUCAGCGUGGAGGUUUUUCAGUUCCUUAAUCCGAACUCUUAAUGCUGAGUGUGCGUGAGCUCGUGGUAUUCGUGUUUAUUUCCUCCUUUCCUUGGCUCUUUACCUUCCGAACAAUUGUUGGCCUCCUUCCUCAGCCUUAAGAGCCAUCUGCCAAUAAAUUACUGAUCCUUGCAUGAUGGUGCCAUGCUAAAGCGAUAGCUAAAAAUAAAUCUACUUUAUGAAAGUUACAUAUCUGAAGGCUUGGCGGAAAGAGAGCCAACAUGCAGGUGGAUUGUCUGUCGUGUCCUUUUCUCUCCUGGGGAGGGAAACAUGGCCAUUUCAUUCUUUGAAGGUUCAGUGGGAAGUGGGAAGGAUCGGACAUUUCCAAAGCAUUUGGAAAGGAGAAAGAUGCAUAAUGUGAAUUGGAAUUAUGAUAAAGCUCAAGACAGGCAUUCUCAUUGGGAAGACGGGCUGACUCACUGGAAAGCACUUACAGAAUAAAUAAGGAUUUUGAAUGAUUUUUUAUUUUUUCUGGCUGUCCUAUUACUUGCAAAAAUUUAUUGUGCAGGUGAGGAGAAUGAUCAUUGCUAAAUGUCAGCAUCUCGUUUGUUUCUUUUUUAAAAAAAAUAUUUAUUUUUAAAUUAUUGGCAGAACCAUUUAGAUGCUACUUUCUGGUGAUGGAUCUGGCCCACAAAGUUACAACACAUCCUUGUACAGUUUUCCCCCCUGUUCUUCUCCCAUGCGACCACAAAAACGCAGUUGCCCUUUUCCUGCUCCAGCAAAGUUUUGUAACACGCGCAUCUUGUUUCUAAGCCUUCUUUUUGACGUGAGACAACAAACCAACCACACCUGUUGGGCGAGGACGGUUAUGAAAGGAGUGCGGGGAAGGGGGCUUUUUCUACACAUGGAUCACAAAAACGGCAUCCUGUUUCCUGAGCAGCUCAUCUUUGUUUUGAAAAGUGUGCAGUAGUGCAGUGUUCCCAAUGUAAUUUUGACUUAAUAAUGUUGACAUGUCUCAGGUUCAUGUGUUUUGACUGGUGUUUUCCGUCUCAGGUAGAUUGCAAAUCUUUUGGCCCCACGCAUUGGCAGAGAACACAACGGGCAACUACAGGAAAUUAUGGGUUUUAGUUGUAUACCGAGUUUAAAGGAUUUUUGUUCCUGCAAGUAAACAGUGCACUGUUUGAAAUGUAUUGUUAGGUAUUGAUUUGUACAGGUUUAGAUCACAAGGGUUUUGUUAAGAGUGCAGAAAGAACAAACUUGUUUCUUGGGGCUUUGUGGUUUUUUCGGUUCGGUUCGGUUUUUUACAAAACAAGAGAGGAAGGUUGACGAGGAAAAGGAAGGAGCGUCGUUGACGCCAAAUGAGCUUGUUCUUGACUCACCUUCAGACCUUUUUACGUUUGCCCCCUUAGGCCGGUUCUGUUCAAGGUGUCCACGGACGAUGUUGCAGUGUAAGAAAUGCAUAUCCAUACCUUUCCAUUCACAUUUUGUAUUGGUUCAUGUAUACCAUUUUUACAAAGAAAAAGAAGUACUAUAAAGUAUCUGUCUUCUUAAUAAAAACAAAUUAAUGUUACAAAACUA
Varanus komodoensis (Komodo dragon) is the source of this 4735-nucleotide messenger RNA. It is a transcript of the gene CADM1, whose product is annotated as cell adhesion molecule 1. The record is from RefSeq and is a predicted model, not a curated record. Gene Ontology annotation, molecular function: signaling receptor binding. Bases 1 to 1734 code for a protein of 577 amino acids. The transcript has 13 exons. Gene Ontology annotation, cellular component: plasma membrane; synapse; neuron projection. NCBI's taxonomy places the organism in Eukaryota, Metazoa, Chordata, Lepidosauria, Squamata, Varanidae. Gene Ontology annotation, biological process: detection of stimulus; cell recognition; susceptibility to natural killer cell mediated cytotoxicity.